AACCAAGGAAUCGAGGACUUAUAACAACGACUUCAUCAUUCAGUUCUACCCGAUUUUGUUCUUGUCGCAACAGUCGGUGGCCGACCUUGCACCAUGACGAAACCCCAGGGUACUGGUGGGAAGAAGAAGAACCAGUUGACGCUCGCUCAGCUGGCUGCUUACGAUGAUAUCUUGACGGAUGCGCUCGUUGAUCAUGCGUACUACUGGACCACCAUCCCCAAGAACCGCACAUCCUACCACCCAUCUAGGGGCAUCAAGGAGGAGGAGAUCACGAAAAUCCUCCAGAACCACCUAAUCGUCGAUCCCGACAUUGCGACCGCCCAAGAGAAACUGCUUGCGACCGACGGACUCAAAAGGUUCUGCAACACGCUCAAGACACCCCGAGAACAAAAUGACUUCAAAGCGCACCUACGCCGAUACAUGUCCAUCUACCUCCCCGACUGCCCCUUUGAGGUCAACGCGACAAACCGCUACACAAUUGUUACGUACGAGGCCAGCAUCACGGCCCGCCGCUUCAUCAAGCGCAAUGAGACAAUCAAGUAUCUGGCUGGCAUUCAGGUGGUGAUCACGCCAGAGGAGGAAUUGGACAUGUCGUUGCGCAAGAAGGACUUUAGUCUGAUUGUGAGCAGCAGGAGCAAGUCCACCAGCUUGUUCAUGGGUCCCGCGCGGUUUGCCAACCAUGACUGCAAUGCGAAUGCUAGGCUCAUUACCAGAGGGCAGGCAGGCAUUGAGAUCAUUGCGUGCAGGAACAUCGAGGUGGGCGAGGAGAUUACUGUUACGUACAGCGAGAGUUACUUCGGCGAAAACAACUGCGAUUGCUUGUGUGCGACAUGCGAGAGCAACUUGAGGAACGGCUGGAGGCCAGUGGACGGGGAAGCGGUGGUCCAGGAGAGUAUCGAGGACGAGCAGCCGACCGAUUCAUCAACACCUUAUUCGUUCCGGAGGAAGAGGCGAUAUGGAAGUAGCGCUCUUCAGGCUUCGCGCACUCCUUCAGUUACGCCCGACAUGCGUCCGCGCGUUAUGCGCAAGUCACAGAGCCAAAUGAUGUUGGGUGAGAGGACGUCGACGACGGAUUCCGGUGCUCAGGGACAAGGAGCAGAUGGUCAGAGCCGCAAGCGGGCGUUGGAAAUGGGUACGCCCCCCUUCACGCCUACCAAAAAGCAAAGAACCACGCAGUACCCGGUUGUCCCGAUUGCUCUUUCGACAGCGCCUUCCAGAGGAAGUUCGGAUAACGAAACCAGCCGGAGCCCUCUUUCGUUUAGCACGACUAAUGAUAACGUUACGGACGCCACGUCUCAGGGCAGUGAAAGCCCGGGACCUAUCAUUCUCUCACCAGAACCGACUCCUAUUAAGCAGGCGAUAGGUCUGUUGAAGCAGGAGGAGGGCGUCAACGAGGUUGCCGUUCAGCAGGUCCCAGAAGCUUUCACUCCGCCGUCUAGCCAACCAACAGAGGAAGAGCCGCCGGUGGUGCGCCCCACAUUUGAGCGUUUGGCUGCGCGAGAUAGGAUGAGCAUAGCCAACCUCAUUUCAGGCCCCUCGAGUCCUGCUCCGCCUAUUGUUGUCUCGGUAGCAGAGGUGACAACGCAUAGGCCGAAGCCUCAGACUCAGCAGGUUCAGAAAACAGAGCAGGUCACUGCGAUCAGCGUCGCUCAAACGUCCACGAUGGAGGUUGUAGAAGCUCCAGUCCAAAAGGAGGCUCCGGUCAUCAAGACCGAGAGCCCAGUCAAAGCUAUUGUUGGCCAAGUCGAGAAAAUCACACAAGUUCAGACUACAACAAAAUCAUACACCCCCUCGAAGCCCAAGGCGCAAACCACCGCUUUCCCACAACACCUCAUUCCAGUACCAGCAGCCCCCCGUGGCCGCGUUCCUCGCGACUACACCCUCACGCCCCUCCUGCUCUCGGAGCCCGAAACGGCCUGGAUCAUGUGCACCCAUUGCGCCUCGGCAUUCGUCCAAAAGAACGCCUACCUGACCAAGUCCACUUGCCCCCGGUGCGAGCGACACUCCAAGCUGUACGGCUAUAUGUGGCCCAAAACGGAGAAACUUGGCCCGAACGACAAGGAGGAGCGCAUCCUCGAUCAUAGAAUGAUCAAUCGGUUCCUUACUGCUGAGGAGGAGGCGAGAGCACGUGGAAGGGUGUAUUGGAGAGAGAGGAUGGGAAGCAAAGGCAAGCAGCGCUCUUCAGCGCCCCCUACAGAAAAGAAGGGAACUCCUAGUGGGGAAAAGAAAGAGCAACCAGUGAAGAAGGAGACGGGUGUUGGUCAUGGCUACGUCCAGGAGCGGUUUGCCGUCCGCAAGAAGGUCAAGGUCCAGGUCAGGAGCACGGUGCCGACGCCUGUGAUUGUGACUAAGAAGGAUGAGGCGGCCGAGGCGGCUGCGUUGGGAUUGAGGAGGACUGGAAGGGCGAGGAGGGUCAGUGCCAAGCUUGCUGAUUGUGAGCUGGACUUUUGAUGCCAAUGAGGAUAUGAAGGGCGAGCAUGGAAAUAUGAAAGACGAGUAAUGGUUUUUGGCUGCGAUGGACAAUGUGGUUGCAGUCGACGGAUGAAAGCCAGCGCUGGUGUUAAUCGUAGUGCGAUGAAUUAGGUAUAUGGGUAACAGCAUAUUAGCGUAGGCGUCAAUUGAGCUGUGUUCAGACACGGAAUGUCAUAUCA
Messenger RNA from Neurospora tetraspora, 2651 nucleotides. Its product is annotated as histone-lysine N-methyltransferase set-9. Gene Ontology annotation, cellular component: nucleus. Bases 94 to 2451 code for a protein of 785 amino acids. NCBI's taxonomy places the organism in Eukaryota, Fungi, Ascomycota, Sordariomycetes, Sordariales, Sordariaceae. The record is from RefSeq and is a predicted model, not a curated record. The transcript has 2 exons. Gene Ontology annotation, molecular function: protein binding; histone H4K20 methyltransferase activity.